Messenger RNA from Closterium sp. NIES-65, 1518 nucleotides. NCBI's taxonomy places the organism in Eukaryota, Viridiplantae, Streptophyta, Zygnematophyceae, Desmidiales, Closteriaceae. The record is from the annotation of a GenBank genome assembly.
AUGAGCCGUGCUACUAAAGCUGGUGGUGCUACGUGCACUGGAGGUCCUCCUGCUGCUAGAGCUGCUGGGGGUGCUCGUACUGGAGGUACGGGAGCUGCUGGGUCUGGUGGUGCCGCUGCUGCUGAAGCUGCUCGUGGUCCUGCUAGUGCUGGAGCUGCUGGAGGUGCUGCUGGCGCUGCUGGUGGCCCUGCUGGAGUUGGAGCUACCGCUGGUGCUGCAGCUGCUGGAGGUGUUGCUGGAGCUGCGGGUGGUGCUACUGGAGCUGCUGGAGCUGCUGGUGGUGCUGCUGGAGUUGGAGCUGGCGUUGGGGGUGCUGGUGCUGUUCCUGCUGGUUCUGGGGGUGCUGGGCGGCCGCGGCCGUACUUCGUUCCGCUCCUUGAGCAGGUUCUUGGUCUCCCGCCUUCUACUAGUCCUGCUCCUUCCUUAGAGUGUCCACAGCCUGUCCAGCCCGUAUCACAGUUACAGCCGGCCUCCCCACUACCUGCUCCUUCUCCGUACACCGGUCCGACUGGAGGUCUUGCUGAGCGUCAUGAGCCUGCGACUCGUCAUGCGUCGCCUGUUUGUGCUGCUUGCACUAGUCGUCGUGGUUCGCGUCAACGUCCUCCUCCUGUCCCUGGCACGCACCGGAUGACGCUGCGUCCUUCCACUGCUCCGCAGCGUGUCCCUCUGAUGUCUCCUCUUGAGUCCUCUCUUCCUGCCCUUGCUGACCCGAAGUCUAACUCCCUUCGUGCUGCUCAUCCUACUGUCAUGCGUCUCCUUGCCAGUGUUGUCACUGACCCUUCUUUUGAGUCUGCUGCUGCGUCUGCUCUUGUUGCUGAGCUUGUCGACUUUGCUACUCGUUGUCGUCUAGACUACGCUGCUAGACUUGUUGCUGAAUCUGAGACUGUCUGUCCUCCGUCCGUCGGGGGUGAGUGUGCUCUUGGCACGGACACCCUUGAGGACAAGCAGGAGGAGUUCCAGUGUUUGGCUGCUGCUUCACCUCAUCUCGUGUCCAUGCUGCUUACCCCUGAGGGAGACCCGGAUGCAUUAGACAUCCCGACUCCGCGCUCUUACGCAGAGGCGGUUGAGGAUCCCUACUCCUCUCAGUGGCAGGCAGCUAUGGACGCAGAGAUGGCUUCCUGGAAGUCCACAGGCACCUACAUCGACAAGGUUUCCCCACCUGGGGCGAACAUUGUCGAUGGCAUAUGGAUCUUCAGGGUGAAGCGGCCGCCGGGUUCUCCGCCUGUCUUCAAGGCGCGUUACGUGGCUCGUGGCUUCAGUCAGCGGCAGGGAGUUGACUACUUUCAUACCUUCUCUCCCACCCCGAAGAUGACCACUCUUUGGGUACUACUUCACGUCGCUGCUCAGCAUGACUACGAGCUUCACUCUCUUGACUUGCACGAGGAGAUUUGGCUACGUCGCCCACCUGGCUUCACUGGGUCGUUUCCUCCUGGUACCCAGUGGAGCCUCCAGCGGCCAGUCUACGGCCUCCGCCAGGCACCUCGUUGUCAGAACAUCAUAGCUUAUUUAUUUGUGUAG